Molecule: messenger RNA, 4740 nt
Organism: Physella acuta
Lineage: Eukaryota; Metazoa; Mollusca; Gastropoda; Physidae
Product: centrosomal protein of 120 kDa
Biological process (GO): interkinetic nuclear migration; positive regulation of centriole elongation
Cellular component (GO): centrosome
Source: RefSeq, a predicted model, not a curated record
AACUAAAAUUCCCUUGAUUAUAAGACAACCAAUAACGCAUACAUUGCUUUCUACAGAAAUAAAUUUACAUCAGCUGAUAUUUUUCGUCACUUCCGCAUAAACAAAUAUGGCGGAUGUUUUGAACAAUUCAUGAAUAAGUUUUGAAUGAAAAACUUAAAUUAGUAACAUGGGAAGCGAUAGAAAAUAUUUGGCCGUAAUUUCUGUAAUAGAAGGUCGCGGCUUUCCAAAAAGGUCAAGACACAAGCUGAUUGUGGAGGCAAAGUUUGAUGGAGAAUUGUUGUCUACUGACCCAGUGCCUCAUGCUGAGGUGCCAGAUAUCAAUCAAGAACUAGCCUGGGAGCUAGAUAAAAAAGCUUUACAGCAACAUCGAUUGCAGCGAAGUUCUAUUAAAAUUCAGUGUUAUGCUUAUGAUACUGAAACCACAAUGAAAGAAUCUGUUGGGUAUAUUGUUCUAGAUCUAAGAUCAGCAGCCACCAAUAAACCAGUUGGCAAAUGGUACCAGCUUCUGCACAGCAAAUAUCAUAAAACUAAAGCUGAAAUGAAGUUAGCUUUGUAUUUAGAUGAGGAAGGUCAGCAACCUAUUGCACCACUCACCCAACCAGAACCCCCAGUGCCUAAAGGUGUAGAAAUUAAGUCACUAGUUCCUGUCCUCAAUGAAGAAGAUGGCUACUACCAGAUUGGUCCAGCAAAGACAUGCACAGAGCAGUUUGUUCUUUCUAUAACAAUAGCUUAUGCUACCAACCUGCCACAGCUCAUUCCCAGCAAUACACCUCUCAACUCAAGUGGAGGAUUCUUUUUUUACUACUCACUACUAGGAAAUGAUGUUACUAAUGAACCUUUUCAUGACUUAGUAAACCCCAGCUUCCCAGCAGAAAGGGCUUCUGUGAAAAUCCGCAGCAGUAUUGAUGUACUUAGGUCUUUUUUUUCAAGGCAGCCAGGCCUACAGAUACACCUGUGUUGUGGUGACCAGUCACUGGGUAACUGUGAUAUACCUCUAGGUGGAUUGCUCAAGCCAGACAGUACAGAAAUUUAUAUGAAACCUGUUACCAUUGAAGGUGCUUUUCAGCUGUUCCCAGCCAACAAGUGGAAUAAAGCCAACCCAGUUCCAUCCCCAUCUGUUGGAGUCUCUAUUGUGCUAAGGAAGGAAGAUAUGGCCGUGAAGAGUCCAGUGAAAGAAAACCAGCAAGCUGUGCUUGUGACUGGUGCAGCAGCAACUGUUGAUGGUCACAUGACCUCAACUAAACCAGACAAACCAGCACAAGUGCAGGCAGAGAAAAAGGAGAAAAAACAAGAAGAUGCUCAACAACACCUGGACAGUGUUACAGAAGAAACUUCAGAACCUCAAACACCACAAAAAGUUGAAACAAAACACCAGGAACAAAAAGUCAACAAAGGGUCAAGGCCUGCAGCACAAUGGCAGCAGACAUCACCUGUUAGAGGUCACCAAGUCAACUUGUUGCCAGAUAAAAAAUAUGAAGUGAGCAUGCCACCACAAGCACAUCACUUUACAUUCAGCAUUGACCUGCGCAGUAUCAGGGACCAGCAUUCCACAAACACAUGCUUUGUUUUUCUCAGAUAUGUGUAUCCUUUCUUUGGGAGUGCUGCCCCAAUCUUGACCCACCCGCCUGUAGAGAUUAGGAAAGGAUCAGAAGUUCUACUCCCUCAGUCUUUCUGUGCCUUUGAUUUUGCAUGCAGUAUGCAGCAGCUACAGGACACAUUCACAAGAGUUCCUCUCAUUGUGGAGGUGUGGCAUAGAGAUAGACAGCUGUCACAGGAUAUUUUGAUUGGCACAGCUAAACUACCGUUAAAUAUUGUUAUAUCAGCUGAUAGGAUGCGAUUAAUGAGUUCAGCAGGAGUAACAGGAUGGAGACAGGAGGCAUCUGAUAGGAUCCCUGUAUACUCAGCUAAUGGGCAAUCAGAAAAAUGUGCAGAUAUUAGUCUUGUUCUAAGCUUGGAGGAUUGGGGACCUAUAAAAUCAGCCACUAGUACUCAACAGAAUCAUGCAUUUUCUGGAGCCUCGGAAUUCCAAGGUGCAGCUUCACAAGCCUUCCACAGUAAUGGUGAGACAGCUGGAGCCAGCAGCCCUAGGGGGACAGCUGAGUACCAAGCUGCAAUAGAGCUGGAACUUUGGAAAGAGAAUCAGGAGAAAGAGUUUGAGAAAAAGCUAAAAUUGAAAGAGGCCACGCACAUGAGAACUUUAGCAGAAGAGUGGAAGAAAAGAGAUACAGAACGGGAAGUACUCACACAGAAGAAGCUAGCAGAAUAUAAACAUCUAGAAGAUCAGCUGAGAAAUACUCUGACUGACUUGGAGAAAAGAGAGAAAAAAUUGGCAUUAAAUGAACAUGAGGUUAUGAAACUCAGAUCAGACCUCCAGAGAGAACAUGACAGAAAACUUCAAGAGAUGAAAGAAGCAUCUCGGAGGAUGAAAGAAGAUUGUGAUCAUCAAGUUGAAUUACAAAAAAUGAAGUUAAAAGAAAUAGAGGAAAUUUGCAGCAGAUACAAACAAGAGCUGAAUGAAAGUGAAAAGAAAUAUCGAGCUUUAGAAAAAGAGUUUUCCUUGUACAAAGAGCAGCAGACCAAAACCCCAGAGGUCAGGCUACAAUCUGAGAUCAACCUGCUCAACAUGGAGAAGCUUGAACUUGAGAGAAAACUAGAUGCUGCCAGCAAGUCAAAGCUCCACUACAAACAGCAGUGGGGGCGGGCACUCAAAGAGGUGGCCAGACUGAAACAAAAAGAACAGGAUCUCGCCAAAGCUCAGCUUUUACGCCAGCAGCAAGAACUGGAACACAUGAGGCUAAGAUACUUGGCUGCUGAGGAGAAAGAGAUUGUCAAUAAGGAGAGCAAAGAAUUGGAAGAAAUCAAAGUACAAAUCAACAAGCUGAAGCAGAUAGAAGAAGAAAGACUUGGUAACACCUCAGGUUCCAAUAAGAUUCCUGUGGUUAAAGAUGUCUUUGGAAAGCCAUUAAAUCUGGACCUGGAUACAUCAGUGGACGAACAUGUGGCAAGGCUUGUAGAGGAGAGAGAUACAUUGUUGAGGACUGGGGUUUACACAUCUCAGGACAAGAUCAUUGCAGAGUUGGAUAGACAGAUCCGUGAGGCUAUAGGGCUCAAGGGGAGGUGAUAGCUUGAUGCUGUAGGACAAGGGGAGGUGACUGCUUAAUGUGGCAUGAUCAUUGCAGAGUUGGAUAGACAGAUCCGUGAGGCUAUAGGGCUCAAGGGGAGGUGAUAGCUUGAUGCUGUAGGACAAGGGGAGGGGACUGCUUGAUGUGGCAUGAUCAUUGCAGAGUUGGAUAGACAGAUCCGUGAGGCUAUAGGGCUCAAGGGGAGGUGAUAGCUUGAUGCUGUUGGACAAGGGGAGGUGACUGCUUAAGGGGAUAUGCUAUGUUUUUUCCUAUUUUUUACAAUUUAAUAUCUAAAGCAUUUUGAAAACUUUUAUCAUGUUUGGCAUAUAAAAGUAAGUAUUAAACAGCAAAAAAGGGUUGAAAACAAUUUUGGUUGUCAUGGGAACUCGAAAAAACCUCCGCCAUUUUGAAUUUUUUGGUACUUUUAAAAAUGCUAAGGCUUUUUUAUUUAUGCACCUAUAACAAUCAAAUUUAAACUGCUUAUAUUCCAGGAUAUAUUAAAACUUUUGUCACAAAAACUUUUUGAAAUAGCUACUAGUAAGAAUUUUACAAAGUCUACAAAAUCGUACCAUUUUUAGUGUUCAAAAUUUUCAAAAUGUGCAUAUUAAAUAGCAAAUACUUUUUUUCUAUGUAAGCCAUCACAAUUCCCUAGUGACAAAAGUUGUAUUUUUGCACGAAGAACAAUUACUGAAAAUAUGGUUGCGAUUGUUUAAUAAAUAAAAAAGUAGUAGGCUUUAUAGUGUUAAAAACAUUCGAACUGAGAAAAACAGCCAAAAGUAACGAAAAGUAGGUCACGAAAAUACCAUAUCUGUGUAAACUGCAAAGCCGAUUGUAAGCUUUGGGUGUUUCCGAGAUGAUGGAAAUUAAGAUUAUUAAAUAAAGGAGAAAUUCAGCGUUCCAUUGAUGCCAAAUACAAUAUGAUGACGGAUAUAAAACUUUUCAUAGAGAGCGUAUAAGAUUGGGAAAAAUUGAUUCUUUUUUAAUUAACAGGGUCAUAAAAAUGGUAAUUUAAACACCUAAAAAUUUUUUUUUCUCUUUAAAGUUAUUAUUUUCCAAAUACAAAAAUGGACAAAGUAUCCAAAAGUGCAAGAAACCCAUCAUGACGAAAAACAAGAAAUUGUGUGGUUUUUUGUCGCGCAUAUCCCCUUAAUGUGGCAUGAUCAUUGCUGAGUUGGAUAGACAGAACCGUUUGUAUAAACAGAUCCGUAAGGUUAUAAGGUUAAACAGAAGUUGAUUGCUUGAUGCUGUGUGAUUUUUGCAUAAUGCUAUUGUACUUAAUGGUGAUGAAUUCAAUUCUACUUUGAUUCCACCCACAUUAUGCAGGCUCCAUUCUCACAAGAUAAUACAAAUUAUUGUAUGAAAUUAUACUCAGUCUAACAUUUAGCUGGUAAAAAUAUAUAUUAACAAUUCCUUAUGACACUAACUAUGUACAUUGUGACAUGGUAGUGUCACCUCCGUCCUGUUAACCACUACUGUACAUUUGUAAAUGUAUGUUGACAUUUGUGUAACAGUUAUUGUAAUAUAGGUCCAUAAUACAACAGCAGCCAAUGUUGACACUGAAAAUAGUGUGAUAGAUUUUAUUUAUCAAAUUUUACUUGACACUGUCCAUAUUAUAUAU